AUGGCCGACUUAGAGAGAACGGUGCUCGAGUACUAUCAAGUCUCGAACCCGUACCCGGUGGAAUGGCCCGCCGAGAAGAACAAUAGCGACGCGUCCGACGAGGAGGAUACCAAGUCAAAACUGAAUCGCCGCAAGUCGAGAUAUCAGGCGCUUGAACGUGCAGUCAGCAACCGGAGUAGCGUGAUUCCUGGUCAGGAGAAGUCAGCGAAUGGAGUCGGAAAUAUUGUUCAGAAAGAUGAGCCGGAUCCGCUGGGCACCACAGACAGUGUGGUGCGGACGUUGAAGCAGCUUGGUCUUCCGUUGCAAGAUGAUCCCAAGCUCCGCAAUCGGUUCCUGCUCUCCUCUACUACAUUCUCGCCCGCCCUAUUCCUGUCGCAGAUGCAUUCAACUGCGGAUACUCGCUCUUUGCUUCAAGGUCUCGAUGUGCUGUCACAAUCUAUCGAUCAGAAGUCCGCCUCUCUGAAAGUGCUCGUGGAGUCCAACUUCGAGCGCUUCGUUCGUGCAAAAGCCACCAUUGAUAAUGUCUACAAGGAGAUGAAGUACCGAGGUGCAGAUCCGACACCUACUCGACAGCGAGGUCACUCGCGGCAUGCUAGUAGAAAUAGCUUUCGCAGCAGCAGCGGAGGCAUGGGCAUGACGAGUCCACUUGCGCCUGCCGCGGACCCUCGUAAGAAGAACGCGCUGAUCAAGGAAAGCGAGUAUGGCGUGAUGGGCAUCAAAGUGCCUCUGCUUGAUGUCUUGGCAAAAGCUGAAGAUGUCUGGGGUCCCGCAUUGGGUGGCAGAGAAAAGGAGGAGAAUCUGAGAGUAGUUGCGUCCUCCCUCGAGCGGUAUAAGGAAUACGUCGAAACCAGCGCUGCUAUUUCCGAUAGCAUCAAGCGGAAAGAUCAUGAGAGCCUAGUGGAAGAGUACACCAAAGCAAGGAGAUGGGCUGAUGAGGCACGGGGUAUCGCACAAGAACUUGGCUCAGCUCAACCAACCGAUGCGCAACUCUACCAAAUCGUUUUGGCAGCGCGGAUGUGGCAUGAUGUCGAUGAGCAAAUUCAAGCUUUUAAGCGAGAUAUCUGGAGGAAGCUGAUAUCUCUCCACAACGUGUCGAACUCGGAUACCCCUGGCCAGCCGCAAGACCAGCACAUGGAACUCAUCAGUCUGCUCCUAGAAUUGGGUGUUGAGGACAAUCCUAUCUGGGUCUGGCUGCUGAGCCGCUAUGAUUAUCUCAAGGGCAAGAUACAAUCUACUGCAGACCGAUCGAAGAUCGAGAUCGAGGUCUUGCGUCGACGAUUAGCUAAUGGCUCGUCACCGGGACCGCAACUUAUAGCAUCGCAUCUCAAGUUUUUGGGACGGCAGAGCAUGGAAAGCAAACUCGCGUCGUUCGACACCCCUGAUAUAGUAGAGCUGUGGGAGAAGAUGGUAUCCUUUCUCUCUAGUUUGUUGUCAUCAAAGGGCAUCAUUGGCGAAGUUGUCGAGUUUUGGCAGACCGUCCAGGGCUUUCUCGAUGGCAAGACCCAAAGAACCUUGCCAAUGGGCUACAACGGCGAGUCAAAGAAUCACCACAGGCUCUCCCAGCAGGGCGUCGUUGACCUGCAAAAGGGCACUGUGGAGUUGGUCGACAUGUACGUUACGACCUUGUAUAAAUCGCUAAGCGGUAUGGUGGAGAAUGCAGAAAGAUCUAUCAAGAAGGCAGACGAUGAUUGGACAACGGAGGUUGAUGGAUACGUGAUCGUCAAUGGAGCAUCAGACCGCGCGCCGAGCAUGGGCGGCGGUACUGUAAAUGCAGGCGACAGAAAUGUCCGUAUGCUCUUGACUUUAAGUAACCUUCAAUCCCUCCGAGCGGAGGUCGUCCCAGGCCUCAACACCCAAUUCGAGAAUGCUUUCUCUGUUAAACUUACCGACGAAACGAAAACAAUCCGUGAUGUCUUAGGACAAAUAGAUGCCCGACUCUUUCAGUCAUAUACCAGACCAUCCAUCGAGGCACUGCGCAAAAUUGUGCGUGACGGCGUAACAGCUGCAGAUUGGGCCCCUGCUACGCCAACUGAGAAGCCGCGAGAAGUGAAGCCGUACGUGUACGAAGCUCUACUCACCCUUGUGCUCGUCCACACGCAGGUAUCGACUACAGCCAAUUCUCUCACAAGUCAAGUUCUCUCGUACCUAUUGGAACAGACCUCGCGCGAGCUGCUUGAGGCCUUCAAGACCCGUCCCAAGUACAACCUGUCUGCGUUGAUGCAAGCAACACUUGAUGUCGAGUUCGUGGCGCAGACGUUGAGCCAGUACAUGACGGAACGGGCAUCUGAGCUUCAAAGCCAGAUCUAUCAAGAGCUUGAUGGCCGGACGGACAACGAGGCGAGGGCAAAGCUGCAGAAUGAAUUGCCCGAGAUGCGAAGCGUGUUGAAACGGCUGCGGGAGUCGAGCAAGAACGAGUUUGCCUGCUUCAGGAAGCCGAAGCGGGCUCAGGGUGACUCGAGGAGGGAAACAACUUCCUAG
This is a messenger RNA of Phaeoacremonium minimum UCRPA7, 2478 nucleotides long. RefSeq names its product putative exocyst complex component sec5 protein. Bases 1 to 2478 code for a protein of 825 amino acids. The transcript is spliced from 4 exons. Gene Ontology annotation, cellular component: exocyst. Gene Ontology annotation, biological process: Golgi to plasma membrane transport; exocytosis. The record is from RefSeq and is a predicted model, not a curated record. NCBI's taxonomy places the organism in Eukaryota, Fungi, Ascomycota, Sordariomycetes, Togniniales, Togniniaceae.